GGACAUGUUUCUAAUGUAUACAAAAUUCUGCAUAUUUUCACGAAAAAUUUGCAAAAUGAAUGACUACUCAUCUAACUGAGAUUAUGUGAUUUUACAGACGUCAUUUCAGAAACGGUCCACAAUAGGAUUGAUGAGGAUAUUACUUUGUACCUGUUGGUGUUUUUAAAUUGUGUAAAAUGCCUGGAAAGGUGAGUUCACAUAGUAAAGAAGACACCUGGGGAGCCAAGGAAUUGACAGAAUCUAUCAAGGAGGCUCGGUCAUCCGGAAAAAGCAGACACAAAGAUAAAGACCGUGACAAAGAAAGAGAGAAGCCUAGGGAUAAAGAUAGAGAGAGACACAGAGAUAAAGAUAGGGAUAAGGACAGUCAUCGAGAUAAAGAACAUGAACGUAAAAGAGACAAAGACAGAGAUAGGCAAAAAGAGAAAGAUAAGGACAGAGAAAGGAGAAAGGAUCGUGAAGGGGAAUCCUCUAAGGAGAAAGAUAGAGAAAGAAGAAAGGAUCGAGAAAAGGAUUCGUCAAAAGAUAAAGACAGAAGGGAAAAGGACAGAGAUGGGAGGAAGGAACGUGAAAAAGAAUCUUCAAAGGAGAAAGACAGAGGGGAAAAGGACAGAAGCAAGCAUAGGGAGAAGGAAAAGGAUCGAGAUAGGGAGAAAAAGGAAAGAUCACAUCGUGAUAACAAGGAGAGUGCAGAGAGGACAGACUCUGGAAAGAAGGAGAGACACAGAGAUAGAGAUGAGAAAAAGAGAGAACGAGAGAAAGAAAGUGGCAGUAGAGAUGGGGAUAAAUCAAGCACCAAAGACGGAGACAGAGAUAAAAGAAGGGAGGAGAAAAGACACAGAGACAAAGACAGAGAGCGGAGAAAAGAGAAGGAAAGUAAUGAUAGUGACCGUGAGAGAAGGAAACAUAGAGACAAGGAUGGCUCAGCUGAUAGGAGGAAGAGGGAGAAGAGUGGAGAACGCAAGCAUCGGAAGGAACAUAAAGAGGAGAAAGGUAGAAGCAAAUCAGAACACAAGAAUGGCCAAGAUGAGAGACAUGAGAAGAAGCGUGAAGAUGAGGAUGAUGUAGGAGAGGAGAUUCUUAAAGUAUCUGACCAGAAGGAGCAACAAAUGGAAGAAUCUAAUCAGGAUGACGGCUAUGAAGAUGACUUUGAAGAUUAUGAUGAUGACUUUGAAGACGAUGAUGAUGAAGAUGAAGAAGGGGACAAAGAUCCUGUUAUGGCAAGUGAGAUAGAUAACCUAAGGAGAGCAAUGGCUGCUGAGAAUGAGGCUUUAAGAAGAAGUGCAGAAUCUCGUGACUCAAGAUCACAACAAUCAAGUGCAAGCACCAGACCAAGCACGUCUCGUACAGGGCGUACCUUCAUUAACUUUGUGGCAGCCAAGCAACGUCAGAUCAGUGACCAGGUCUCUCAGAGAACCAAGAAGAGAGGUCAAGAACUCAUGAACCUCAUUGACCUUGACACCACAGGCUUUGACCUCUUUGAUAUGCCCCCUGUUAGGGAGUACGAUCGCUACAUUGCAAGCUUUGGUCGCUCAAACACCAAACAGGCUUUUGUACAGUGCAAUGAUGACAACCUGGAUCGUGAUGUGCAAACUGAAGAGAUUGAUACAAGUGAAAGAUGGACACAACACCCUCAGGAUGGUGCUGCAGCUACUGGAGGGAGCAAUUCCAAAGAAGAGGAUGAUGAACUUCCAGUAGAGAGAGAGAUGAACUCAUUACGCUACAAUCGCUUUAUGGAGAAAGCCACCCAGCUCUUCAUUGUUCUGUUAGAUGAGGAGUUGGCCAAUAGAGUAGGAGGCAAACUUGAGAGCAAUAAGAGGAGUAUAGUUUUCAGUGAUGGCUACACACUCAUGAAUACUGGUACUCCUAUACUACAAGGGCGUUCUAUCAACAGAGUAGUGAUUCAUCCCGUUCAGACCAAUCUCAUCAUCACCAUGCAUUCCAUGCCUAAAGCAGAUGUUAUGAACAUUGAUGACAAAGACUUGAAAGUGAUGGAGAAAGCAGGCUUGACCAACAGAGGGCUGAUGUGUGUUUGGAAUGUUAAUGAGCCUUCAAGACCACAGAAGAUUCUGGUGUUGAAAUCCAUGCCUACAACAUGCGCCUUCAGUCCAUCCAAGGCAACAAUGGCUUUCUGUGGAACAGCUGAUGGCUCAGUAUGUGUGUGGGACCUGAGAGAACCCUCCAGCAUGCAUCUCAAGUGUGAGUUUGGUUGGGGCCAUAUCAUGGUCAGAGUACCAACCUACAGUACAGAGGCUGGUAGCCCGGAUGAGAGCCAUCAUAGUAGAGUGGUUGCUAUGCAACCCAUCGUCAGUGCAGAUGAUGCGCAGAAGGCCACAUCCAAGUCCAACUUUGGUGAUGACUCGGUAGGAUUUUCCUUUCAGCUUGCAACAGUAGAUGAGAAAGGAACCAUCAGCUUUUGGGUUGUCAUAGAGAUUGAUAAGCCUGAUGAUGCUGGUUCAGAAUCUGAUCUUGGUUUGGUACCUGGUGGUAGAAUCAAACUCAUCAAAAGUUCAUCAAUACAGCUUCAGAUCCCUCUCAGGGAGCUUGGGUCUAUCUACCAGCUCAAGGUGACUGAUAUGCAGCUCCUACCAUCCAACCCAAAUCACUUCUUUGUUGCAACAGAUGCAGGUUUCAUCUCACAUGGAGCACGAAAUACAGAGAGGGUUUCUCCCAAGUACUUUUGGGUUAAUGAUGGUGUACCAGUUGGAGUCAAGUGCAUAGAUUUCUCACCAUUCGAUCUCCCUUGCUUUUUGGCUGCCAGUGGAGAUGGAAGUGUACAACUCUUUAGUAUAGAGAGAGGUACCCCACUUGUGAGUUGGCCCAACUCCACCCAAGGAAUGGCCAUAGUAGCCAUAUCAUGGUCCAGAUCUAGACCAUCGGUCUUCUAUGUGAUGGACAUCACAUCUAAGGUGUAUGUCUGGGAACUAUUGGAGAAUGAUUCUGGCCCUGUCAAGACAGAGCAGUUCACACGUGGAAGAUUAUCAGCUCUUGCUCUAGCCAACGAUCAUGCGGCUACAGGGUGGGGUGUAGCAGGCAGGAAACCAGAAAUGAUUAUCACUGAUGAGAUGGGUUCUUUGGAUGUGCAUCUUCUCAACUCUAGAUUCUCAACAGCCACUGCCAGUGAAUUAGAUUCAUUCAGUGAUCUCCUAGAGCAGCUCAUAUGAAGAGAGGAACAUUGUUGGUUGAUUGGUUGAAAUACCAUUAAACCAGAAACUUUCAUGUGCAUGGAAUAUUUACAAAUUUCUCAGUGGUUCAAAAUUCAGAAAGUUUCAUGCUGUGAAAUGAUUGAUUCAUUAUUGACAUAUUUAACACUACAUGAUUACAAUAUGUUGAAUUAUCUUGCUGUGAAAAUUGCCAUCCUUUGGGUCAUGAAAGUUUCUGGUUUGCAGUAGAGCUUUUGUGAAUAUGAUGCUUCAGUUUCUUGCUCUUUCUUUACAUUUUUUCUGAGAGAAACCCAUUUACUAUUAAUGCAUUUCAAUUUGAUGGUGUUUUGUCCCAGAAAAAUUGUGGUGACAUGUCAUUCAAUUCACCUGUUUUGUAUGAUAUGUUAUGUAUGAGAGGAAUCUAUGCAUACGUAGAGGUUGCCAUGUUAAACAAGUCUCAUGUCAGCUUUAAACUCAUCAAGAUCAGUAUGUGUUCUAGUAGUAUGUACAGAAUUUGAGUGCAUUGAAAAUGAGCAAAAUGUUAGUACAUAUCUGGAGUUUCAUAACAGUAUAUAAAAUGUGACAUAUAUAUGUAAGAACUGAAACGAAAUGGGAUAGUUUAAGUUAAUCAAGCCAAAGGUUCAUUACGUAGGUGAAUUUAUUCAUGUGUUUUGUGUGUAUUUAUUACAAAGGUAGCUUUGAGGUACCUUGAGAUGUAAAUGAAAAAUAUCUUAUGAGCAUCUCUGUUUUAUGCACAUUCAUUUUGUUCACUUAUGAAUGUGAAAAAGAAUGUUUUAAUGAUUGUUUCAACUCUAUCAAGUAUGGAAUUACCAUUGACAUGUCAGUUCUAAAUUUUUUUUAGCUUAUUAGCAUCUUGAACUCUACUUUAUAUAUUUGAUCUAAAUGUUGUCCACCAAACAAACUUUGUGUGCAAUCAAAAGUAAAGUGUAGGAACAUGUAUGUUAAUACAACUAAUGCACCUUGAUUUUCUGUUCCUAUAAAUGUACAUAAUUGUAGAAAGAAUUCUUUGCUGUCAAAUUCUAUUUUCCAUAGCAGUAUUCAAACACGUAUUCUCUAUUUUUCAGGGUGUAUGGCUGUUAUCAUAAUUUUAGCCUUUCAGAAAGGGGGGGGGGGGGGUUAUUGCAGCAUUUUCAGCCAGAUUACUGUUAGAUGGAAGGAAAGUCACUUCUUCACUUCAUAUUUACUUUUCUUACAAUUCAAAGAAUUCUAUCUUGAUAUAUUUUGUGUAAAAUUUGUACAUCUAUGUCAAUAAUGAAGAGAAUUUACAUAUUAUAAAUAUAUUUGUAAAUAGUGUAAGCAUUUUGUAAAUGUGUGACUAUUAAAAAAAGUAUAGAAAAAGAAAAAAAAGGAGAAACUAUAAGAGUAAAGGCUCUGUUGAACACAGACCAGUUGUAAAUCUCUAUUUAUGUUAGGUGGAAUAAUAACUAUUCCCUUCAUAUCAGGAGCAGAGAUCAGAUAUAUGUUGUUCACAUGGUGUUGCCAGAAACCAGCCAUAAUACGGGCCAUACAGGUUAAAAAGUUUCUGGAUGAAACACAUUAUCCUGCAAUGUUAAGGGUAGUGCCUAUGGUCAUAUUGGAGGGAGGUGGGGUAGUAAUUACCAUUUAUGCCACUCAUUCACAAACCAUCUGUUCAGAGCCAGAAGGGUAUCAACUCAUUUGACAUCCUUUUACAAAGUGUUAGCCCCCUUCUGGCUCUAAGCAGACAAUACAUUUGUAUGGAUUAAGGAAAAAAGAAUUAUCUCUGCUUUAAUUUUUUUUUAAAGAUGAAGGUACAAUUCUAUUCCGAUGUAAUUUUUGUGCAUACUUCCAGUUGCAUUUAAAUAAAGUUACAGAAAUUCUCUUUUAUUUCCUCUAUGCAGAUGCAAUGCCAAUAUUGCAAAUGGGUAUCUAGAUUUUCUUUAUUUGUUCAGUCACAGCCACACAUUAUUUCAUUAUCUUAAUUAUUUUAAAGUCCUAGAACACAAAUAAAGAUACAACUAUUCAUGUAUGUCAUCGGCAACAUCAGUUGACGUCUAUUGGUAAAUUCUAUUUUUGUGUGAUAUGUUAUUUGCUGACUGAAUAAAAUCUGUUUGUCAGGUGUCUCCUAA
Molecule: messenger RNA, 5248 nt
Organism: Strongylocentrotus purpuratus (purple sea urchin)
Lineage: Eukaryota; Metazoa; Echinodermata; Echinoidea; Camarodonta; Strongylocentrotidae
Gene: wdr60
Product: WD repeat-containing protein 60
Exons: 28
Coding region: 177-3161 (994 amino acids)
Biological process (GO): intraciliary transport
Cellular component (GO): cytoplasmic dynein complex
Molecular function (GO): dynein light chain binding; dynein heavy chain binding
Source: RefSeq, a predicted model, not a curated record